Molecule: messenger RNA, 3959 nt
Organism: Aureobasidium pullulans EXF-150
Lineage: Eukaryota; Fungi; Ascomycota; Dothideomycetes; Dothideales; Saccotheciaceae
Exons: 4
Coding region: 152-3826 (1224 amino acids)
Molecular function (GO): lipid binding
Source: RefSeq, a predicted model, not a curated record
CCUCGAUGUGGAUGACAUUCCAGGUUUUCUGCGUCAAUCGCACCUGAGCAAGGCUGUGUAGCAUGCGAGAAGACAACAAUACCUCAGUUAGCUUCCUUCUCCUCUUUCUUUACAUACUCUCCCAAAGCCAACCGGUCCCACCUCACAAGCCAUGGCGGAUGCUCAACAGCAGCACGCGCCUGGAGGCCACUAUUCGGGCUCGAACAAGAUCCCGACAAUCAACCAAUUUAUCGAAAAGCUCGAUCGCGACAAGGCAACUCGCGACAAGCAGAUUGACGAGCAGAAGAGGGCAAAGGCCACAGGCGCAACUGGCGAUGCUGUCCCUCAUCAGCAGACAUCGGAUCUCCACGCAAAGGAGAACCAGCAAAAGGUCACAGACCCUACCACCGGCAAGGAGGUAGUCAUCGAGGAUGUCAACAAGGAGAUGGUCGAGGCGGCUAAGAACCCCAUGCUUUCUGUACCCAACGCAAACCUGGACAAGCCUACAACUGUCAAGACAGACCCUUCCCAGUCCAUGGCAGACUACAAACACAACCAAGAUGUCACCGCCCCUCCGGAUCCUGUCGCCGAAGGAAGCACAUCAGACGUACCAAUCCACGGCGAGAAGACCAACAUCCUCUUCCAUCCCACACCAUCCGUCAGCUAUGAGCCGUUUUUCGCUGCCAUGGAGAAGAGGGCGACAGGUCUCUGUAUUGGUGUUUUCCUGGGUAUCGUCUUUGUUGGCAACAUCUUCGGUGGCUCGCUCAAGGGCCUCAUCCCUCUGGCCAUGUGUGUCUCAUCCGGUAUUUUCCUCUGGGCCAAAGAGGUCAUCCGCAGUGGUAGAGAAGUUGAAUGGGACAGCGAGAAGAUCAGAGGUAGAACGGCAACUGCUAACCUCCUUCCCGAAUCCGUCGAGUGGAUGAAUACAUUGCUUGGAGUCGUUUGGGGUCUCGUCAAUCCGGAUAUGUUCCAGAGUGUCGCCGAUACCCUCGAAGACGUCAUGCAAGCAUCGGUUCCUGGUAUCAUCGAAAAUGUGCGUGUCGCAGAGAUCAACCAAGGCAGCAACCCCAUCCGUAUCCUCAGUUUGCGCGCUCUUCCCGAUGAGCAUAUGAAGGAGAUGAAGACUGCAAUCCACGAAGAGAACAAGAAGACCAAGGAUCCCCAGGAAGCUGCCGCUGAUGAGGAGGGCGGUGACUACUACAACCUCGAGGUCUCGUUCGCAUACCACGCUGCUCCUUCUGGAAAGAGAGCAUCCGACAGAGCUAGAAACAUGCACAUGCAAUUGGUCUUCUACCUGGGUAUCAAGGGUCUCUUCGGCGUUCCCCUCCCAAUCUUCGUCGAGCUGCAAGAGCUGGUCGGUACCGUCAGACUGCGCAUGGCCAUGACUCCCGAACCUCCAUUCUUGAAAACACUGACCUUUACUCUCAUGGGUGUUCCUCACGUCCAAGCAGGAUGUAUCCCUAUGCUCGAGAAGGGCGUCAACAUUCUCAACCUUCCUCUCAUUUCGAACUUUGUCAACUACGCUAUUGGUGCGGCUGCUAGCAUGUACGUCGCUCCCAAGUCUAUGUCUCUUGACAUGAGAGCAAUGCUUCAAGGCGACGAUAUCACCAAGGAUGUCCAGGCUCUUGGUGUCAUGUGGAUUCGUAUUCACCGCGCUGUCGGUCUGAGCAAGCAGGACAAGCGUGGCAGCAAACACGGAGGCAGUGAUCCUUACAUCACCUUGUCCUUCUCCAAGUACGGAAAGCCCAUGUACUGCACUCGUGUCAUCACCGACGACUUGAACCCUAUCUGGGAAGAAACCGCUGCUCUCCUCGUUACUCCUGAGCUCAUCAAAGCCGAUGAGAACUUGAGUGUCGAACUCUGGGAUUCUGACCGUCACACCGCCGAUGAUAUUGUUGGCAAGGUCGAACUUUCCAUGCAGAAGAUGAUUCAACACCCCGGCAAGAUGUACCCUCAAGUCUCCAAGCUUGCUGGUAUGGACUCGGACAGCGAAAUGCCCGGAGAGCUCCAUUGGGAAGUCGGUUUCUUUGGCAAGCCUCAAUUCAGGCCCGCUCUUCGUACCGACGGAAAGAACCACGCACUCCCUCAGAACCUCCGUGACAAGCCCGAGCUCCAAGAUGACAAGGGUAUCGCCAAUACCGACACCGAUGAUGCUGUUCAACACACUCCCCCAGACCCUCUCUGGCCCAGUGGUGUUUGCAGUAUCGUCGUCCACCAGAUUGUCAACCUCGAACUUGAUAACAUCAAGGGCACCGAAGGCAGCCGCAAGGGUAGAGAGUACGAGCCCGCCAAGCCCAGUGGCGAAGGCACUGACGAGGAGGGUGAACAGCUUCCUACCAGUUACUGUACCAUCCUCUACAACGAUGAGCUGGUCUACAGAACUCGUGCCAAGGCAGUCAGCAGUCAACCUAUCUUCAAUGCUGGUACCGAGCGUUUCAUUCGCGACUGGAGAUCCGCUGUCGUCACUGUUACUGUUCGCGAUUCUCGCAACCGUGAACACGAUCCUAUCCUCGGAGUUGUGCCCCUCAAGUUAUCCGACGUUAUGGAGACCAGCUCGCAGGUCACCAGAUGGUACCCUCUUGACGGUGGUAUUGGCUUCGGUCGCAUUCGUAUCUCGCUUCUCUUCCGCAGCAUCGAAACUCGUCUUCCUCCUAACAUGCUCGGUUGGGAUGUUGGUACUUUCCAGUUCCUUUCCGAGAAGAUCACUGCAACUGGCUACACUCACCACGCAAAGCUUAAGAUGCGCACUGGUGGUUCCGUUGGCAAGCUGCCUCGCACACAAUGCCACAAGGUUGACAACGGUCUUGAAUGGGAAGUUCAGCACAACGAGAAGAAGGAACCUAUUCGCCUUCCUGUCAAGUACCGUUACCGUAGUCCUAUUGUCUUCGAGUUCCACGUUUCUGGUAAGCGCAAGGCUGAUGCUCACGCUGUUCUCUGGCUGCAGCACCUCGUCGACAAUGAGACCACCGAGAUUGAUAUUCCCAUCUGGCGCACUUCGGCUCCAGCAAGACUAACUCAAAACUACAUCACCGAGGAGAAUGUGAACAAGGCCAUGCCAGGACUUGACGACCUCGAGGAGAUCGGUCGCCUCAGAUUCUCCGGUCGCUUCAAGGCUGGCAUGGAUGAGAGUCAUGAGCACUUUGUCGCCGACAACGAGUCUCGCGAGACUUAUGAGACUUGGGAAGCAUGUCUUGCUGAGGGUGUCCGUACACGAUUGGUUGAGAAGGAGAUGCCCGACCGCGUUCAGGCUCUGCACGAAAAAUCUCUCACUGAAGGCCGCGACAUCCUCAAGGAAGAAGAGCCUGACGAGAAGCAAAAAUGGCUCAGCAAGCAAGGUACCGAUUGGAGUGGAGCCUUUGGCGAAGACCCUAAGGCCUACAUGGACUCGCAAGGUAGAAAGCGUCGCGAGCCCGGUGCCGAACCUCCCCUUCACGAUCCUCACAAUCCCAGCUCCGACGACGAUAGCGACUCUGACAACGACAAGUCUUCGGAAGAUCUCGGCGUCAUGGAUGCCAACAACUCCGAGAACCGUGGCGGCAACAACGGCGAAAGAUCCAGAAGAAAGUCUUACGCUACGGACACCACUGGCGGCCGCAGCUCGUACGAUUCCUAUGCCGGCACAAAUUCGACAUUUUCCGACAACACUGAUGGUAGUCCCAAGGAUGUGAACAAGCAGAACAAGCGCACUGAAGAGCGCAAGCAGCGUGGACUGAUGCAGUGGAAGCCAGCACGUAACCUCAAGUUCGCAAAGGAUGAGGGAAAGAUUGGCUUGAGAAAGAUCAAGAACAAGUUGACAGGUGGCCUUAACGGCAGACAGCCUGGUGUUGAGACCGAGACUGGACAGUAGAUGUAUGUCUACUGCUUUUUGAAAGACUUUAUGGACUUCCUUUCUUUGUUUUUUGUAGUCUCUAAGUAAUUACCCCUAGUUUUUAUCACGCAAAAAUGAUGCAGACGAAUCUCAUUUUUAAAUCACACGUCUU